CCAAAUGGCAUCUGCCCCAUCCCCACUAUUGUCUACACUUUCUCUUUCUUUCAGGGGCCCAAAAAAGAGGAAAGAAAAAUGGAGUCUCUCUUUUGCCCUUCUCUGAUUCUAUUAUUUUCUCUUUGGGUUGCUCUCAUGUCACCCGCACAUUCACUCAACUGUUCAACGCUGAAACUCCCCGGAGGCAAGAAACAAUACUCCAACUGCACCGAGCUCCCAACCCUAAACUCAACCCUCCAUUUCACCUACGAUGCAACCAACUCCUCUCUUUCCAUCGCCUUCUCGGCAUCUCCAGCCAACCCCAACGGUUGGAUCGCUUGGGCCAUCAAUCCGACGGCCACGGGCAUGGCAGGUUCCCAAGCCCUCAUUGCCUUCAAAAACAACGGCUCCAUGGUUGUUAAAACCUACAACAUUAGCUCCUACAGCUCCAUUGUCGAAGGGAAGCUAUCUUUUGACGUUUGGGACCUGGAAGCCGGGGCUGGCAACGACGGGAAGAUGGUUAUCUACAGUUCGUUGAAAGUUCCGGCCAAUGCCGAGAAGUUGAACCAGGUUUGGCAGGUGGGGCCAGGGGUUAGUGAUGGUCGGCCGAUGAAGCAUGAGUUUGCUAAAGCCAAUCUGGCUUCUUUGGGAGAGUUGAAGUUGGUGGAGAAAGUGAGUUCCGGUUCUUCAUCCCCAACGCCAUCUCCAUCUCCAUCUCCAUCUCGACAAGUUGCUAACAAUGAUUCGGGAGAUGGGUCGAGGGUUAGGGAAAUGAGUGCCGGAUUGUGGAUCUUGGGUUUGGUUUCCUUGCUGGUUUUGAUGUGAUUCUGAGGAGUAUAGUAAUAAAAGAGGAUGUUGAAUGAUUUCAGCGGCAACUAUUUAUUGCUUUUGUCUUCUUUUUGUUGUUACUAGUAUUAUGACAUUUCUACUGUAAUAAUUUUUUCUUGAGAUGAAUUAGAAUUCCCUAGCUAUCAUGAGAAAA
Messenger RNA from Theobroma umbraticum, 961 nucleotides. It is a transcript of the gene AIR12, whose product is annotated as auxin-induced in root cultures-like protein. NCBI's taxonomy places the organism in Eukaryota, Viridiplantae, Streptophyta, Magnoliopsida, Malvales, Malvaceae. The record is from RefSeq and is a predicted model, not a curated record.